AUGAAGACCCAUCUCUACCUCCUUUUGCUGGCUGCGGGCAUCUCUGCUGCUCCCCAGAUGAGCAGCAUGGCUGAAUUGCUGACAUUACUACAGCAAAUGUGUGAGGCAAUGACCAACGACGUUCAGAAUCUGAGGAUUGAAACUCCAGACAAUAUAGAUGAUGUGAAUUGUGUCAGCACAAUCUUUGAAGGAACAGAACAACUGAGAACCAAUCCAGCUAUGAAAAAAUUCAGUGUUUUUUUCCAAAACUUUGAAAGACUGAAGCAAUCACUCCCAGCAAGCCUGGCAAAAGAGGGGAAAUGUGAUACAGAAAGAAGGAAUGCAACAAUAUUCAUAGAAAAGCUGAUGAUGUUCAUCCGAAAAGCAUCAAAAAAUGCAAGACUGUAG
Messenger RNA from Eurypyga helias (sunbittern), 387 nucleotides. Its product is annotated as interleukin-5-like. NCBI's taxonomy places the organism in Eukaryota, Metazoa, Chordata, Aves, Eurypygiformes, Eurypygidae. The record is from RefSeq and is a predicted model, not a curated record. Bases 1 to 387 code for a protein of 128 amino acids. Gene Ontology annotation, molecular function: interleukin-5 receptor binding; growth factor activity. Gene Ontology annotation, cellular component: extracellular region. The transcript is spliced from 4 exons. Gene Ontology annotation, biological process: immune response.